Molecule: messenger RNA, 2323 nt
Organism: Vigna umbellata (rice bean)
Lineage: Eukaryota; Viridiplantae; Streptophyta; Magnoliopsida; Fabales; Fabaceae
Product: COBRA-like protein 7
Biological process (GO): cellulose microfibril organization
Cellular component (GO): membrane
Molecular function (GO): carbohydrate binding
Source: RefSeq, a predicted model, not a curated record
UUUGGCCGAACCAUACCAUCUUGUCCUUGACCAUGUCCGUGUUCAUGUCCAAACAUAGACAAACAAUACCAUUAUCAGACACGAAACCUCAAAACCAAAAUCUGUCACCAUUUUGACAAUCCAAAACUAUAUAACAAACAAAACUUCGAUAAAUUACGUGCUCUGUCUCUUGAAUCAAUCAACUCAAAGACCAUGACAACCUUAAACAUUAAUAUUCCUAUAUUCAUAUACCAUGAUAUUCUAACAUCUAACACCAAAACCACGCAUAUACACAAUUUUUUCGCUUCAGGCACUUUGUUCGGAGUUCUUAGCCAUGUCCAUGCAUGUCCACGUCUUCGUCUUCUUAACGCUUGCAUCUUUUCGGCAACGCCGUCGAUGUCUCAGUCGCAAACCGCAGCUUCCUGCAAUGGAAUAUUCGUCUCCUACGUCUACACCGGCGGCGAGCGGCUGCCGCCGAACGUUUCCGACGCGACGCAGCAGCCUUACCGGUUCGAGUCGAGGCUGACAGUGCUGAACAACGGGUUGGAGGAGCUGAAGUCUUGGAAGGUGUUCGUGGGGUUUCAGCACGGCGAGUGGUUGGUUUCCGCGUCGAACGCCGUGCUCGCGGACGGUACAAGUAUUCCCGGUGCGGUUGGGAACGGCACCGUGUUGAGCGGGUCGUCGGUGAAGGAUCUGAAGACGGCGGUGGCGACCGCCGGCGACUUGACCCAGAUGCAGGUUCAGGUGGAGAUGGUGGGGAGCCUUCUUGGGGUGGCACCACCUUCCGUGCCGAUGCCUCGGUCGGUUACUUUGGCUAACGAUGGAUUCGUCUGUGGUCAACCCUCCGGAGAAGGGAGCAAUGAAACGCAUGUGUGUUGCAGAAGUGAUCCCAGUUCCAGAACAAACGUGAGCACAGAGGUAGAGUUUCUUCCCCGUGAGAAGGGUGAUCUUAGCAUCACAUACGACAUCAUCAGAACCUACGAUUCCAAUUACUGGGCAGAGGUUACAAUCGCAAACGACAACCCUUUGGGCCGUCUCGAUAACUGGAGACUAAGCUGGGACUGGCAAAACGACGAGUUCAUCUACACGACAAAGGGUGCAUAUCCAUUAAAAGUGGAUUCCUCCGACUGUGUUUUCGGUUCUCAAGGUAGUUUCUACAAGGAACUAGACUUUGCUAACGUCUUGAACUGUGAAAGAAGGCCAACCAUAGUGGAUCUUCCUCCCUCAAGGUUCAACGAUUCAGAACUCGGUCAAAUCCCAUUCUGCUGCAGGAAUGGCACCAUCUUGCCACCAACAAUGGACCCUAGCAUGUCAACUUCAAGGUUCCAAAUUCAAGUCUUCAAAAUGCCACCCAACCUUAACCGCUCCACCCUCACACCUCCUCGUAACUGGGAGAUAAAGGGUACCUUUAACCCUAACUAUGAAUGUGGCAACCCUAUCAGGGUUAGUCCAACUGAAUCCCCUGACCUCACUCACCCUCCAUCAAACAAAUCAUCAAUUGCAACUUGGCAAGUGGUCUGCAACAUCACAAGCACAGAACGUGAAACUCCCAAGUGCUGCGUUUCUUUCUCAGCUUAUUACAAUGAAUCGGUUAUCCCAUGCAACACGUGUGCAUGUGGAUGUCCAAGUAAUCCGGAGAGAACAUGCAGCGCAGCUUCACAAGCUAUGUUGCUUCCACCGGAGGCACUUCUUGUCCCUUUUGAGAACCGAACUAAGAAGGCCGUUUCUUGGGCUGAGAUUAAACAUUUACCUGUGCCUAAUCCCAUGCCUUGUGGUGACAACUGUGGUGUGAGCAUAAACUGGCACGUGGCCACGGAUUACCGCAAAGGUUGGACCGCGAGGGUGACACUUUUCAACUGGGGUGACACCAGUUUUGCUGACUGGUUUGCUGCAGUGGAAAUGGACAAAGCUGCGAAGGGGUUUGAGGAAGUGUACUCGUUCAACGGAAGCCUUUUGGAGAGUGUGGAGAACACGAUCUUCAUGCAAGGGAAAGAGGGGUUGAAUUUUCUUGUGGCGGAAACUGAUGGAUCUAACCCUCGGAAAGAUCCUAGGGUGCCGGGGAAACAGCAAUCGGUGAUCUCGUUUACGAAGAAGGAGACCCCUGGAAUCAAUGUGGUUGGUGGUGAUGCGUUUCCAAGUAAAGUGUUCUUCAAUGGGGAAGAAUGUUCUCUUCCUUCGGUGUUACCAAGCAGUGUUGCGAGAACGGAGGUUCCUUUGGCUACUAUGAUGUUCUUACUGAUGUUGUUGUCGGUCUUCUUCAUGUCGCAAUAGUGGCACUGUUUGAUCGGUUGUUGUUCUGUGACAGGGUUUAUUUAGCCACAUCAUCAUCAUCAUGUGUUGUAUA